This is a messenger RNA of Lathyrus oleraceus (garden pea), 913 nucleotides long. Its product is annotated as 60S ribosomal protein L2, mitochondrial. The coding region runs from base 183 to 773 and encodes 196 amino acids. Gene Ontology annotation, biological process: mitochondrial translation. The record is from RefSeq and is a predicted model, not a curated record. The transcript has 3 exons. NCBI's taxonomy places the organism in Eukaryota, Viridiplantae, Streptophyta, Magnoliopsida, Fabales, Fabaceae. Gene Ontology annotation, molecular function: RNA binding; structural constituent of ribosome. Gene Ontology annotation, cellular component: mitochondrial large ribosomal subunit; ribosome.
AACAAAAUUAAGUAUUCCUACAACCCUAAACUAAAAAAAACUCAAUCCUUACUUUGCUCUUAUAUCGGAAAACGCAGCCGGAGUUGUAGUCGCAGUGAACUCAAUUCGCCGGGAAACGCAGCCGGAACUGUAACCCAGCCGCCAGAAACAGCGAAAAAAUUGUCCAGUUUCAAUUUUUAUGAAUGGCUGCAACAUUAUUGAGAAAUCGCUCCACAUCGUCGGUAUUCAAUUUGUUCACCAAUGCUCUUCGUCGAUUCUCUUCUGCACAGGUUGGGAACACUAUUCCUGAUGAGGCGCGCGAGAGAAUGAUGUAUUCUGACAUAAACUCGCAGAUUGGAAGUUGUAUGCCUCUCUCUGCGAUGAGAAUUGGAACAAUCAUUCACAACAUUGAGCUGAACCCGGGACAAGGUGGAAAGCUUGUUCGGGCAGCCGGGACCAAUGCAAAGAUUUUGAAAGAGCCGACAUCGGCGUACUGUUUAGUUCAACUUCCGUCUGGUGUUAAAAAGUUGAUUGAUUCUCGAUGCAGGGCUACUGUUGGCACGGUCUCUAAUCCAACUCACGGUGAUAGAAAGCUUAGGAAGGCUGGCCAUAACAGAUGGCUCGGUCGGAGACCGGUUGUUCGGGGUGUGGCUAUGAAUCCGGUUGAUCAUCCUCAUGGUGGAGGAGAGGGAAAGAGCAAGAGUAGUGGUGCGUGGGGGAAAGGAUCACGUACUCCUUGGGGUAAGCCAACUAAGGGGGGCUUCAAGACUGGACCUCUUAAACGCAAAAAGUAGGUAAGUUGUUAUUUACUAGCACUCAGCAUUUCUGUAAUACACAUCUUUUUGAUACUGAUGCUUCUGUAAUAAUUGUGGAAACAUAUAAACAAUUCUACUCUACUAAUGGAAUUGAUUAGGUUUGGCCAAAAUUUGGAUUA